Silurus meridionalis is the source of this 2017-nucleotide messenger RNA. RefSeq names its product partner and localizer of BRCA2 (gene palb2). Gene Ontology annotation, molecular function: DNA binding; protein binding. The transcript has 8 exons. Gene Ontology annotation, biological process: double-strand break repair via homologous recombination. NCBI's taxonomy places the organism in Eukaryota, Metazoa, Chordata, Actinopteri, Siluriformes, Siluridae. The record is from RefSeq and is a predicted model, not a curated record. The coding region runs from base 92 to 1873 and encodes 593 amino acids. Gene Ontology annotation, cellular component: nucleoplasm.
CCACUUUCUCAAAACAACCCCUCUAUCUCACCAUGACUCACCACUUUCUCAAAACAACCCCUACUUUCUGAAAACAACCCCUCUUCUCACCAUGGCUCACCACUUUCUCAAAACAACCCCUCUUUUACCAUGGCUCACAACUUUCUCAAAGCAACCCCUUCUUUCUCACCAUGACUCACCACUUUCUCAAAACAACUCCUCUUUUUCACCAUGGCUCACCUCUUUCUCAAAACAACCCCCUAUUUUUGACCAUGGCUCACCACUUUCUCAAAACAACCCCACACUUUCUCAAAGCAACCCCCCUCUAUCUCACCAUGACUCACCACUUUCUCAAAACAACUCCCCACUUUCUCACCAUGGGUCACCACUUUCUCAAAACAACCCCCCUUUUUUUCACCAUGGCUCACCACUUUCUCAACACAACCCCCCACUGUUUCAAAAUGACCUACCUAUUUCUCAGAUUGAACAACCACUUUCUCAAAACGGCUCCUGUCUGUGUCAAAACAACAUGGGUUCUCAACAUGGCUUCCCACUUUCUCAGAAUAACUCCUCUCCUUCUCAAACCAGCUCCCCUGUUUCUCAAAACACCCCCCUCAAUGAGUCUGCAUUGAAAAUGAACACUCUGGACCCUGGUGAAAGUUGCAACAUCUCUGAAAUGGAUUUUCAUUUCCAAACCCCAAAAAGCAGAACAUCACAUCAUGGAAACAAUGACACUGAGCUAAACAAUGAGACUUCUGCACUUCCUGGAGUUUCUGCCACACGGGGUGAAGAUAUCACAAUCGGUUCAUCUUUGAAUUUAGUAAAAACACACACUGGAGGUUCCCCGAAUCAGCAGAGGGAAGUCCUCUCCUGUGGAUCUCUCCGUAAAACUCACUCACUGAAGGCGCUGGACGGAGGGUGUGUGCUGGAUGUGUGUGUAGUGCGAUGGCCGUCUGAGGAGGACUGGAGUGUGUGUGUGGCCGGAGAGUGGAGUGUGUGUGUUUGGAAGCAGAAUCCUGGAGACCAGGAGUGGAGUCUGCUGUACACCUGGACUUUCACACAAUCAGUGAUCUCUCUCCAGGGGAUUCCUGACUCUUCGGCUCUGCUGUGUGUGUGUUUAGGGAGGCUGGAGAUCACAGAGGCAAGGACACUGUACCUCCCCGGGACUGACAGCGGGUUUUCUCAGGCUGAGCUGUGUAAAGGAGCUCUGCAGGCCGUGCUUGCUGUCUCAGACCGCAGGGUGACGUGUUGCUCCUCUCCUGGACCUCAGCAGAACAUCCAGGUGUUUACACUCGCUCAGGAUGGCAGAAUCACAGAAACGCUCUCCCUGACCUCCACGCAUCAAACCGUUCAGACCCUGGUGGUGGUGGAGGAGGAAAAAGACGCUCUGAUCGGCUGGACGGAGCACAAGAGUCUCCUCAUAUGGAACAUGAAAUCAGCCCAGCUGCUCCAGACCAUUCACCUAGCUGAGACCGUUUCCACGGCAACCUGUCUGAGAGGAUACUCCUACAGGGGUGCUCUGUGUGUGCUGCUGCAGCAGGCGAGUGCGUGUCAUGAGGAAUCCAGUCCCACGCUUUUCACUCUGAUCGCCACAAAUCCGCUUACAGGAAAACGUUUCACUCUGCGCACCAUCACCUCUCCAUCAGCUUCUACAGAGAGGCUGAUAGACGGAGAUGUGUGUGAAUCUGCACUCGUAGGUGUUUUCCAGUCUGGUCUGGCUGUUUGGAGCCUUGCAGGGGGCGUGGCCUGUGUCUACGCAAACGAGUCUUCCGAAGUGUGCCGCCUGGCGCGGUGGGCGGGGCCGAACACGCUCCUCACCGGAUACCUGAACGGGGACGUUAGUGUGUAUGAGUUCACACCCACAGGGAGCAGGGCGAGGUUACAGCACUGUUAAUGUGAGACCACAACGUGACUCACGUUCGCUACAUAACGCUUAUAACCCGAGAUCAGAUUCUCUUCAUUUACAUCAAAUUUACAUUUCUGUUCAUUUUAUACGUUUUUUAUUCCGAUUUAUUUACUAAAUAAAAUAGAACUUUUA